This is a messenger RNA of Pyricularia pennisetigena, 1437 nucleotides long. RefSeq lists its product as uncharacterized. The transcript has 2 exons. Lineage: Eukaryota; Fungi; Ascomycota; Sordariomycetes; Magnaporthales; Pyriculariaceae. The record is from RefSeq and is a predicted model, not a curated record. Bases 1 to 1437 code for a protein of 478 amino acids.
AUGUGGCUCAUCAACGCCGCCACCUUGAAGCGCGAGAACCGGCAGCCAGAAUCCACCAGAUAUGCCACCCUCUCUCACACAUGGGAAGAUGGCGAGAUCACGUUUCAGGACUGGGGCGUAAGCGAAGCGACUGGCCUCGGUUCAUCGGCAUCCACCCCUCGCGUUCUUCUUGCCGACCAAGGCAUGUCCCCGGGCAUGAUUAAAGUGCUCGAGACAUGCCGAUUGGCUGGGAGUAAAGGUAUCCCGUACGUCUGGGUAGACACCUGCUGUAUCGACAAGACCAGCAGCUCCGAGCUUUCCGAGGCAAUCAACUCCAUGUUUCGGUGGUACGAGAUGGCUGAGGUCUGCUUCGCGUACCUUUCGGAUCUCGCCUCAACACCGCAUGACCAGAGUGAGCAAGAGCCAGUGUUGGACAGGAUGCUUGGCUGCAGGUGGUUCACGCGAGGAUGGACGCUUCGGGAGUUGAUUGCACCAAAGCUGGUCGAGUUCUACGACGCCGAGUGGCGCUUUGUCGGAACAAAGGCCGACCCCGAGCUGCAGGCACGUCUGUCGCAGAUGACCGGGAUCGACUGCGACGUCCUUCAGGACAGCACGAAUCUGAGCGCCGUCGCAGUAGGUCGGAGGUUGUGCUGGGCGUCCAAGCGGCAGACCACCCGGGAGGAAGAUAUGGCGUAUUGUCUCUUCGGCCUAUUCGGCAUCCACAUGCCUCUCAUUUACGGCGAAGGCCAAAAGGCAUUUUAUCGACUGCAAGAAGCAAUCCUGGCAACUCACGACGACCUCAGUCUCUUCUGCUGGUCGUCCUCUUCCAGGGAGCGCACUGGCUCGGAAGAUUUGGAGGCUCGGACGGCAGCCUUUGCCCCUUCUGCUGAUUAUUUUUGGAGCUGCAACAACUUGGCUCUUCUGAGGUCACCCCUGAUCUCAACCCCGAGCUUGAGAAUGACAGACAAGGCUGUUGAGAUGGAGACGCGUCUGUAUUACUUUCCAACCGCCCCUCCCGAGCAUCAAGACCAACACGCGACCCUUGAUAGGAGCAUAUCCUACUUUUUGAGUCUGCAGCUCGGCAUAUUCCUCGGGGUCAAGUCCUCAUCGGGCUGUCCCGGCGACUAUGACUCGGGUGUUCAAGUCCUGUGGCGGCACACGGCCGAAAAUACCGCGGCGGGGGAUCUGGUUCGGGAACUGUUUGCGCAAUGGGACAGCUGGCCGGUCGAGUACUCAAUGUCCCGGCUGCAAGGACUGUACUCACUAGACACUGUCUCGUCCGGGGAUUUUAUCAGAGUCGUCACCCGUUCUAAUGCCGUUCAAUACACCGUACGCAUUCUCCCUAUCCAGUGGGCGAGGAACAACGCGUUCCAUAUCAAGACGGAGGUUUCGGAUUUUGUGCAUGGCGAAGCCCCCGAUAUGAUGAACGUCAUGUAUUAUGACGGGCCAAGUAUUUAG